GAUGGCGGCCCCCAUGGUGCGGUGUGGGAUGCUCCUGGCUCGGAGAAUAGCUACGGCUCGCCUUUCCCUGGCAGGUAAAAGAUGCCUACUUUCCGCAGCAUACGUGGACAGCCACCAGUGGGAAGCCAGAGAGAAGGAGCAAUACCACCUGGCUGAUCUCGCUUCGUUAAUGGACAAAGCAUAUGAAAGGAAGUUGCCUGUUAGUUCUUUGUCAAUAUCUCGGUUUGUGGACAACAUUUCAUCUCGAGAAGAUAUAGAUUCUGCAGAGUACUAUCUUUACAAAUUUCGACACAGUCCCAACUGUUGGUACCUGAGAGACUGGACCAUCCACACCUGGAUUAGACAGUGUCUGAAGUACGGUGCACAGGACAAAGCCUUGUAUACCAUUGUUAAUAAGGUUCAGUAUGGAAUUUUUCCAGAUAACUUUACAUUCAAUUUACUGAUGGAUUAUUUCAUAAAGAAAGAAAAUUACAAAGAUGCUUUAUCUGUGGUUUUUGAGAUCAUGAUGCAAGAAGCCUUUGAAGUGCCGUCCACCCAGUUCCUCUCCCUCUAUGUGUUAUACCGUUGCCUGGCAGAGAAGACAGACCUCACAUGGGAAGAGGAGAGGAACUUCGGUGCAUCCCUGUUGCUUCCAGGCCUAAAACAAAAGAACACAGUGGGCUUGAGUUCCCAACUGUAUGGCUAUGCACUUCUUGGGAAGGUGGAACUGCAGCGUGGACUGCAGGCUGUGUACCACGACAUGCCUCUGCUAUGGAGACCAGGCUACCUCGACAGAGCCCUUCAAGUGAUGGAGAAGGUGGCCUCCUCCCCUGAAGACCUCAAGCUAUGUAGAGAAGCGCUCAGUGUGCUGGACGGAGUCCUGAAGGUGGUGACAUCUCCAGCUGACCAGCCCCAGGAAGAGACACAGCCCCAGGAAGGUGAAGGUAGCUUGGGCUCAGCAGACGUGGUGGAGCAGCUGGACAUUGAGGAACCAGAACAUUCGAAGCUUCCCCGAUACCUAGAGCGAUUUAAGGCCUCUCAGUCUAAACUGCAGGAGUUGGGCAAGAUCGAGUCAGAAGGUCUUUUGACUCUGACCACCCAGCUCGUGAGAGAGAAACUCCCCGCGUGUGAGGCCGAGGACCUGGUCACUUAUGAGCAGAAAUUGCGUGAGUGGCACCUAGAGCGGAUGCAGUUGAUCCAGCGGGAACAGGAGCAGAGGGAGAGAGCAAAGCAAGAAUACCAGUCGCUGAAUGCAGCAAAGACUGCAGCCUAAACGGCCCCACGCUGGCCCUGCUCAAGAACUGUGUGGACCACUCCAGCGUUCUGCUUGGACAGAGUGGAGUCAGGAGUGUGUGGGCCACCCCAGCGUUCUGCACUGACAGGAUGGGACUCACACUCUGCUGUCCAGCUUCCCCUUUUUCACAGCAAGCCAUGCACAGCCUGAAAGCCACAGGGUGCGGCUGUCAGGGCACUGUCUGCCCAUCCAGGUGUCAAGGGCCAGGAAACUAAGAAGGUGGCGAGUGAUUGGGCCGAGACCACCAGCUGAAUCUCUAGCGGGCUUUCAGGGCUCACAGUGAAGUACUGGGCACAGUGUGAAAAGUUCCCCAUAUCCGGUGCGGGUGAUGGAAGAUGCUACAGCUGAGGCUGCAGCACGGGGUCUGAGUGGCUCAUGCUGCCUGUUCUGAGACCUUGUGUUGCAUUGUCCCCUGGCUAGUGCAGAUAGCCUGGUGAUUGGGCCCUGGGUGCUCAGACAUCCCGCUGCCCCCCCACACACACACUCUGCCCUCCUCUUUUCCUUCUGGGAGAAGCCCAGCUUGGUCUCCAGACCACAGCCUCACUAGAUGUCUGAUUGUAGGAGCCCAUGGUGACCCUUACAGAAUGCGGGGACUUUGGAGAAGAAACUUGGCCCUGGGUGAGGUCCUUGUGGCCCGGCUUCUUCAGCAUAUUAGACUAACUUUUUCCCACACAUUGUCAGAAAUAAAAAAUGAACCUUU
Chionomys nivalis (European snow vole) is the source of this 1973-nucleotide messenger RNA. It is a transcript of the gene Mrps27, whose product is annotated as mitochondrial ribosomal protein S27. The record is from RefSeq and is a predicted model, not a curated record. Gene Ontology annotation, molecular function: protein binding. NCBI's taxonomy places the organism in Eukaryota, Metazoa, Chordata, Mammalia, Rodentia, Cricetidae. The coding region runs from base 2 to 1252 and encodes 416 amino acids. Gene Ontology annotation, cellular component: mitochondrion. The transcript is spliced from 11 exons.